Rotaria socialis is the source of this 1287-nucleotide messenger RNA. Lineage: Eukaryota; Metazoa; Rotifera; Eurotatoria; Philodinida; Philodinidae. The record is from the annotation of a GenBank genome assembly.
AUGGAUCAGUUUGAAUUUUCAAGCAUACAUAAUCAACAUAUGCAACUUACUGAAGACAAGCCUCGUUCCAUGUUUCUUUCGAAUGGUUCAGAUAGUCAUGCAUUAGUUCGCGAUAAUCAAUCAACAGCAGAAUCGAAUUCGACUAAACGUUCACUGAUGAAUACAUCGUUAUGCAAAACAUAUAAACAACCUGACUCAUCAAAACAAUUUAACACGUGCACUCAAUGUUAUCCAGAUCGAUUACGAUCGAAACCGUUUCGAGUUAUUUCUACAGAACGUCAUUCUGAUAAUGAAACAGCUAGAUCGACAUCAUUUGCAAUCGAAAAACCAUCGAAUAUAGAUAAACAAAAAAUAUCUAUAAAUAGUGAUAUAGAAGUAAUCGUGGAAUCAUCUGACAAUAAAAUUACGACUAAAUCAAAAAAUGAUUCAUACACGUCUUUACAUAACUUUGGAAAUCGUGAAUCUAGUAUAGAUUCAACUGUAAGUAACUCAAGUAUUAUUUCACAAUCAAGUUUAUAUCAACUUCUUCUUCGACCAAAAGUUCAUAUAGAAGAAAAUAUUGUUGAUAAUACAAAAAGUACCGUAUCUACUACCAUUUCUAUUUCUGAUAUUGAUCCUAUUCCUAAGUCUGUUCCUGUUUCUAAUUCCUUACGUUUAUCAAACGAACAAAUCAAUUAUUAUAAAAAACGUGAAACCGAAUUAAACCACAGUGCUAAAGAGCUUAUCGAACGUUUAAAAAUAAAAACAAAUGAUAGCAUCAAUCAAAUAUCAAAAUAUUGGUUUUAUUUGAAGCAAUUCUCUUUAGAUAAAUUGCGAGAAAAAACAAAUCAUAAUCAACUAUUUUAUUAUUUAUUAAAAUCGUUUAAUCUAAAUAAAGAAUUUAAAAAUUAUUUGGAAACAAAUGAUGAAAUUACAGCUGCAUUACAAGUUUUAUCAACAACAUUAAUUAUUGUUCGGGACAACUAUUCACUUGCAGAAAUUGAUCAGAUUUUUGAUAAAGAAGAGAAAAAAACAAUAAAAAAUCUACGUGAUGAACAUGAAGCUUUACUCUCAUCUUAUUAUGAUGAACUUUCAAUUAUUCAUGAAUGUAGUCUUGUGUAUCAAAAGUGUCUGAACGAAGGCAAAGAUUUUCAUUGGACAGAAACAAUUAACAAUGAUUAUCCGGCUCUAAUUGAAAAGGUCUCCGAGGGUUUUAUUAAUAAAGCUCCUCAAGUAGAACAAGUACUUCUAAAAAUGCUUUCGAAUGUGAAAAAACGUUUGCAUAAUAAAAUGGAAAAUUAUGAAUAA